Molecule: messenger RNA, 3374 nt
Organism: Myxocyprinus asiaticus (Chinese sucker)
Lineage: Eukaryota; Metazoa; Chordata; Actinopteri; Cypriniformes; Catostomidae
Exons: 20
Coding region: 85-2652 (855 amino acids)
Biological process (GO): protein localization to plasma membrane; T cell receptor signaling pathway; integrin-mediated signaling pathway
Cellular component (GO): plasma membrane
Molecular function (GO): protein binding
Source: RefSeq, a predicted model, not a curated record
AAUUGAUACAAAAUUGACUGAACGCGUUGUUAGAGUUCCUCGGAAAACUUCGUAUUAUGCAAUAUUUAAAGUGAUAAAACAGCAAUGGAACAGGAAGUCUCCAACUUCAAAUCCAUUAGGGCAAAGUUCCAAGAGGAGAUCCAAGCAAGAAACCGACCAUUGGUUCCUGAGAAACCCAAACGCCCCCCAACAGCAUCUGAAGGCCGCUCUGGUCCAUUGUCCACCAUGAGCUCCAGCUCAGCUGUGGACACCAAGACCCCUAGUCUUGCUCAUGUCAUUUUCAGAAAUGGAGAAGACCAGAAAGCACCCUUAGGAAAACACCCUGUUUCGUUCCCCAGCUUUCCUUACACAACUCAUGAACUCCAUCGAUCUGGAGAUGGGGGGAACCGGCAGUCGCUUAAAGUCCGGCAUCUGCCACUCGUGUUGCCAUUUUCAAAUGAGCUAAAGCAUGAUUCUGCUACUUCUUCGUCAAAGGGAAUCACCUCACCUCUCAAGUGCAUCAAGAAACCCAUGCCUGCACCAUUCAAACCUACCAUCAUUUCAAUGUUUAGCAAAGAGAUUGGAAGAAAUGGUGGAGAGCAUAUGAAACGCAGUAACUUUCAGGGAGUAGAAUCCACCAUAAAGGCUGUGAAUACAGAAGCUGGAGAGAUCCACCAGGCUAGGGUAUCAGAUCCUGGAUCGUCGAGUCACAGUCCAGAGCAUCCAUCUUCAUCUUCUCCAAGCGAAUCGCUGACGGAUUCAUCUCCUGGUAGUGUUACGCAGUUCUUUGACCAGCACGUCCUGAGCACACUCGAGAAAGCCAAGAGGAAGCUUUCCCACAAGAACCUGCUGAUGUGUGGUCGACCAAAGGGGUUCUACUAUAGUAAGUUUAUAGUACCCUCUGAGAGUCCUCCAUCUUCUACUGAAUCUGAGAACCCAGAGACAGUGUUACCUUUCCAGCCAGGAUAUUCCAUCUAUGGUGUACCUGUCUAUGCCUCCACUUCUCCAUUGAAGAUCAAUGGAGCAUCACGCAGUGCUAUCAUUGGUAUGGAGCUAAAUGGAGUCACGCAGCCUGAAAGGGAAUGUUCUCGAGCACGCAAACCUCUUCCUGACCUCACAUCCUUGGGGCCUCAGCCCAUAAAACCCAAUCGACCUCCACUUGUGGAUCUCAGCAGAUAUAAAACUCGAGCCCAUGUCAUUGAUUCAAGUGAAACACUUCCUGUUGAAUUUGUACCGGAGUCUGAGAUUUUUGCUGUCAGUAAUGCACCACUUCAGAAUACAACUGUGCCGCCCCCUGAAUUUCCAGAUUUUGACAUUCCUGUACCAGGAGACACAGUCAGCAGCGCCAUAAAUAUAGCAGCCCUGGAAUUAGAGGCGACUGAAUUUCCUGAGUCUGACUCCUUGCCUCCAUUUCCUGUGCCAGAUGAAGACAGUAGUUUGGACUUUCAGGCUGUGGUCAUACGGUCAAAAGAGGGUCUCGCUGGAUCUGUAGAGUCGUCGAGAAGUGUAGAGAUUAUGACGUCCCUACAGUCAGUCGUUCCUCCAGAACCAGUGACCUCUGAAGUCCAAAUGAAUGGAUCACACACUGCUUUCAACUUGAGCACUGAACACCAACUUCCAUCUGAACCAACUUCUCAGCCAGGACAUUUACAUGAGAGCUGUGACAAUGUCUAUGAGGAUGUGGAAACAGUCCCCAAAUUCCCUUUUUCCCAAAACUCCAAGAAACGCAAAGGACCUCCAAAAAAUCCAUAUGUUGAUAGCAGCCAUGUGAAAGAAGAGACACGGAGGCAUAUAUGGCACGUCACUCAAUGGUCUAGUGUGACUGAAGAUCAAAAUGGGCAGACACAGCAUGACAGAAAGGAGCAGCAGAGCCCUGAUCUCCACGAUGAGAAAGAGCAGAAAAAGAAAGAGAAACACCGUCUGGAGAGAGAGAAGAAAGAACAGAAAGAGAAGGAGAAAAAGAGAAAUGAGAUGCAAAAGAAAUUUAAAAUCACUGGACUGGAGGAGCCCAUGUAUCACGCCAGAGUGCUGGUGGCCAGCAAACUCCGCAAACACGACCUGCCCGUCAAGAGCGGAGACGUCAUUAGUAUCAUACGAACCAUCAACUGCCCCAAAGGCAAAUGGCUUGCCAGGGAUGCCAACAACAAAUAUGGCUACAUAUCUGUGAUGAAUGUGGAGUUGAACAUUAAAGAGAUGCUGGAGCUCGGAAAGAGGGUAUCGCAGGCUGCCGGACGAGGUCAAACUGAUGGAGAUAACAUCAGCUUCAGUAGCAGGUCCUCUCAUCAGAAUCCCAUAUUCACAAGCAGCUUCACCGAUGACAGUGAGGAAUGGACAUGUGAUGAAGAAACAUUGUCGCCAUCUGCUGACAAUUUGAGUCAGAACAGGGCUGUGUCUAUGCCUGACAUGUUUUACAGUAACUCCUCUGCUCAUUAUACUGUCAGUGAUGGCAGUAUCGAGGAUGUCCACACACAACACGAAGCUCUGCAGAAAUUAGCUGUCUUCUUCCAGAAUACAAACGAACACAUCACAGAAAAUGAAUCGUCUCUCCCGAACACCGAUGAUCCAAGUUUUCUGAGUGCUGUGGAUGAGCCCCCAUACUUAGAGGCAGAAGACUUCCAGUUUGCAGACAUUGAUCUGCUGCCACCGCCUGAGCUGUACGCUGACUCUCUGUGAGUGUUUGUGAAACAGACCUCUGUUACUGAGAAAUUCACAGCAAACAGUUCUUCAGUAGGUGGUUACUAAAAAGCAACUAUGUAGCACUUGACUUUUUUUAUUGAAAGGAGUCAAAUUAGACUUAAUUUGCACAUACAGGGGACAUAAUUCUCUUGGUUUUGCAAAGUUUAUGCACUGAUGCUAAGAAAAAAAAAAAAAGUACUUUGUGACAUUUUGAUGAAGGUGAAAUUUCAAGUUUAAAACCAAGUUUGCAUUGUGAGGAAGGAGGGGUAGAUUGAGGACGGACAAGUCCAGCUAUGGGUAAAGAAUUCAAAUUAAACCGGGAUAAGGCACUUUUUCUAUGAAUUAUUAAAUGGUAAAACUUAAAACAUUUAGUGACUUGAAAGUAAAUCUGUAUUGUCUCUAAAAUCCACCUUGGAUGAGCUAAUUUUGCUUUUUUUGAGUCAUUGUAUGGGAACUUAAGAAGUUGGUGGUUUGAUUUGCAUGUGUUUUAAUUCUUUAAAACAUGACUGGUGAAGGUUAAUAUGCAAUAAAAUGAUCAGUAAACAGCAGUGAUUCUGACUUGCUGGUGAUUUGAGACUUAAUAAUGUCUAAACACCGUUUUACCAUGUCAAUGAUAUAAUGCAGGCCUGACAAGGGGUUAUUUUUUACCCAAUUUUCAGCCACCAGAGGACACUGUUGGAGUAUUUUAUGAAGGGUUGUAUCAAACUGAUGCUCACAAA